This is a messenger RNA of Serendipita indica DSM 11827, 1227 nucleotides long. NCBI's taxonomy places the organism in Eukaryota, Fungi, Basidiomycota, Agaricomycetes, Sebacinales, Serendipitaceae. The record is from the annotation of a GenBank genome assembly.
AUGGAUGCGCUCGUUAGCCUCCGGAGUGCGAUAGCCUCGAAGCAACCAAUUACGUUUCUGAAUGCAGAGAAAGAGCCAGAGGCAUCGUUGGCCAACGCUGUGUUUCUGCUACUUCCACAACCCUCCCAAGCGGGACCCAUUACGCUCGCGAAAUCAACUCCGACACGAUUACGGAAACCAAACCAUACUCAGACGGAUCCAAAUGCGCAUCCAGCCGACUUUUACGCCCUGGACGCGGUCUACCUGGCGUGGAGUUUACGAGAAGCGGCGACAGCGGAGUACAUGAAGAGUGUUCGAGAUUCGGGGAUCGGAAUCACGAACAUGGUCGCUAUCACGGAGAAACAGAGCGUCGUAGAUUGGUUGGAAAGAAGAAUGGACUCGCAUCCAAACAUUGUGCCUCUCCAAGGAUCCUCGUCCAGUGCCCAAGAGGCACCUCAGAAGAAACGAUAUGUUGUGGACACUCGCGACCUCGAGGCCGUCAAGCGUAUCAGAGCAAACGAGGUUGAGCUCAAGGACCGUAACGCCGUUCUAUGUGGAUCAAAAACAAGUGACUUUUCCGGCAUCCGCGCUCUCAUUCAAGCGAGGAUACAAAAACUCCGAGAAGCACAAGCCGCUAGUGCUGCUUCCAUGAGCUCAUCGACUGGACCUCCGAGUCGCUCAGGGUCAAAAUCUCCUUCACAGAAACACCGCCAAGCGCAUCCGAUUAUCAUGAUUUCUUCGUCACCGACAGCCCUUAUCACAAUGUGGAACGUCAAAAAGUUUCUCCAAGACUCUGAAUUUGUCGACUCUACCACGGCGAAAGCACGUGCAGCAGAGGAGAAUACCGUACGCGAAGAUGUCGUCGUCUUUUACCGAAAGCGAACGUUUAUCGAACCGGGAGGACGAGAGACGGAGACCCAGGUCAAAUAUUUCGUUGUUGAUGGGAUCGAAGCUCUCAACAAAUUUGGUGCCGAUCCUUGGGAAAGAGUCGUUUGUGUUCUGACAACAGGUCAGGCAUGGCAGUUUAGACCUUAUAAAUGGAGCGAGCCUCGUGAACUCUUCCACCGAGUCAAAGGAUUUUACAUCUCGUGGACCAACGACCCACCGAAUCCCAAAGUCAAAGAUUGGAACGUGACCGAGCUCAAGAUUGAUCCUAACAAGCGACAUCUAGACAAAUCCACUGUAGCUCAGUUUUGGAAAAUGCUCGACUCGUGGAUCGGCACCAGUCGGCCAAACCUACUCACAUAG